UGACGACCUGACCUGGCGUGGCUAGGCGGCCCGGCCGCGCAGGAGACAGGGAGGCGGCCGGCCGGCAGAGCCCGAGCCCUUGCCGUCGCUGACGACCUGACCUGGCGUGGCUAGGCGGCCCGGCCGCGCAGGAGACAGGGAGGCGGCAGGCCGGCAGAGCCCGAGCCCGAGCCGUCGCUGACGACCUGACCUGGCGUGGCUAGGCGGCCCAGCCGCGCAGGAGACAGGGAGACGGCCGGCCGGCAGAGCCCGAGCCCGAGCCGUCGCUGACGACCUGACCUGGCGUGGCUAGGCGGCCCGGCCGCGCAGGAGACAGGGAGGCGGCAGGCCGGCAGAGCUCGAGCCCGAGCCGUCGCUGACGACCUGACCUGGCGUGGCUAGGCGGCCCGGCCGCGCAGGAGACAGGGAGGCGGCAGGCCGGCAGAGCUCGAGCCCGAGCCGUCGCUGACGACCUGACCUGGCGUGGCUAGGCGGCCCGGCCGCGCAGGAGACAGGGAGGCGGCCGGCCGGCCGGCAGAGCUCGAGCCCGAGCCGUCGCUGACGACCUGACCUGGCGUGGCUAGGCGGCCCGGCCGCGCAGGAGACAGGGAGGCGGCCGGCCGGCAGAGCCCGAGCCCGAGCCCGAGCCGUCGCUGACGACCUGACCUGGCGUGGCUAGGCGGCCCGGCCGCGCAGGAGACAGGGAGACGUCCGGCUGCAGUGCGAUGGAGCAUUGCACCAAGCGCAGGCUCACUCACGUCGCUAUCGGACUACUCUUUCUCUUCAGCGGCAUCGAGUACGCGGUAAUACUUCCAACCAUCUGGGCAUAUCUUCAGACACUUCAGGCUGAGCCUUACUUUCUGGGUUUGGGAUUAUCUGCAUUCAGUUUUAGUGGUUUAAUUGCCAACCCCAUUCUUGGUCAUUUAUCAGACAGAUCACGAAGGACUAAAGCAAUCAUAUUAUUUGCUAAUUUAUUUGAAAUUGCAGGCAAUUUUAUGUACUUCAUUGGAUAUUCAAAAUGGUUACUACUUGGCAGUCGGCUUGUUGCAGGCAUUGGGACUGGUGCUGGUGCAUGCAUUUUUGGAUAUCUUACUCGUUCCACAACGACAGAGGAACGGGCUACAGUAUUUGCAGUCAUUAUGGCUGCUCGACAGGCUGGGUUAUUGAUCGGACCAGGAUUUAAUCUAUUCCUGAGACUUUGCAACUUCAACCUAGGGCCAUUUAAAGUCAAUAAAUACACUUCACCAGGGCUUUUCAUGUGUUUCAUGUGGACUAUUCUUCAAGUGGUUAUUAUCUUUAUGUAUUAUGACCUUCCAUUAGUCCCCAAGCACAAUAUUAAAAGAACAAUUGUUUCAACUGAAGAGGAGCAGGAACCAUUGAUUGAUGAUGUGAAUCAUGCAAUAGCAGACAGCAACUGGUAUGGUGCUACUAAUGAAGAUGAAAUACAUGUUUUGCCAGCAAAUGAAAUAGAUGUUGAAAAUAACACAGCAGAUGAAUAUCGCUAUAUUCCUAAUGGCCAUAUUGAAGAAUAUAAAGCAAAUAAUAAGCCAUUUCACAAUUUUAAUGUAAUUAAAGAAUAUCUACGCGAGGAAGUGGUGGUUGUUCUUACAGCACAAUUCAUUACUCUCUUCAAUCAAACUGCUUUAGAGACAAUGGUUACCCCAAUUACCCAGAAAUAUUUCAGUUUUGGAGAAUUAGAAAACAGUUUAAUGUAUUGUAUGUGUGGUGUAGAGGUAAUAAUUGGAUUUUUUAUUGUGAGGUGGCUAAGCACUAAAUUUGCAGAUCGAGUAAUCUUGGCAGUGGGUCUUAUCUUAUGCAACAUUUCUUGUAUUUGGUUGUUAAUCUUCUUGGCAAACCCAAAAGGAAGUUUUGCCAUUUUGUUAUCUGAGUUCGUGGUAGGUGUGUUUCUCCAAAUUCUGGGGUUGCCUUUUGUUGCUGUAUCUCAAGUAUCACUGUUUUCAAAAGUUACUGCAGAGAAAACACAAGGAUUCAGUCAGGGACUGCGUCGUUCAAUAGGUGGAAUUGCCACAAUAAUGGGCCCUAUGUGGGCAGGAGGUUUACUUAACAAUCUUUAUAUAAUGUUAGGAGUCAUGAUGGGUCUUCUGAUACUUUUAACUGUGAUGAUGAUAUUAUCAUACAGUUAUUUGGUUGAACCAGCCCCAACACUGACAUCAUCUGUGAACAGGAGAAACAGGGAUGAUGAUUAAAGUAAUAGCAAGAGAGCACAAGAUCUCUGAUAUUGCUGUGUUGACUCAUCACGUGUCACAUAAUAUGUGCAGCUGCUACCAUAUUUAAUGCGAACAUUUCUGUUCAGUCGGCUUUUUGUAUAUUUUGGUAACUGUACAAACUGAAAACUUGUCAUAAAGUGAUCAGGUAAACUGUAGAAAAGCAAUAUAAAAUGUGAGCAAAUGAAUGUCAUCCUGUUCAUUUUAGGUCUCAGAGGAGUAUAUACUUCCUAGAUUGUAUUUUUUAAAUUAUAGGCCAUGAUUUUGAGUACAUUUAUUUUGAAAUCACCGUUAAGUUAAUUGUUUUUAAGAUAAAAGCACAUUUCUCAUUUAGGUGUCAGUAUAUAUUAAUAAUAUUCUAAGACUAAAGAAAGUAAGUGUGGAUAGAUGUGGCACUGUGAAAUCAUAUACUUUUCAGAAAUGCAUUUAAUGAAUUAUGUUUUAUAUUGAAGUUGGCACGGCUUUGUUUGAAAAAAUACUUCCUGAAAUAAAUAAGUACUUCAGUUCUGA
Messenger RNA from Hypanus sabinus (Atlantic stingray), 2714 nucleotides. RefSeq names its product major facilitator superfamily domain containing 8-like 1 (gene mfsd8l1). NCBI's taxonomy places the organism in Eukaryota, Metazoa, Chordata, Chondrichthyes, Myliobatiformes, Dasyatidae. Gene Ontology annotation, biological process: transmembrane transport. The coding region runs from base 705 to 2186 and encodes 493 amino acids. The record is from RefSeq and is a predicted model, not a curated record. Gene Ontology annotation, molecular function: transmembrane transporter activity. The transcript has 13 exons.